Messenger RNA from Dermacentor andersoni, 4223 nucleotides. Lineage: Eukaryota; Metazoa; Arthropoda; Arachnida; Ixodida; Ixodidae. The record is from RefSeq and is a predicted model, not a curated record.
GCUGUUCGAUAUUAUUCCAAAGCGGCUUCCUCAUAACUGCCACUGUGACGUUAUAUUUAGCACCCCUUUCUUAGCCGCUGUCCACAACGCUAUAGCGUAAUAAUUACUGGUUCAUUUCCUAGUUCCUUCUCUCCACUGUGAGUUAGCAAAUUUCUCUACCGUGUGUCAACUUUUCCACAAUUCCUUUCUUUCUUUUUUUUUUUGAAUAUUGCAGCGCCAUCUCCUGAGUAGCAUGAGAAAUGCGCCGCCGAGCCAGCCGCCCUUAUUGCCUCCAGAUGGCUGUAGGCGCAGGGACCUCCUGCGCGCAUUUUUUAUCCUGUUUCAUUGAUUACGCAUGGCGGCCAUGCGAAGCUGCAACCGGCUGCAACAUCAGCUCCCCCCGGCCUAUUUAGCAGCCGGCAGGCAGUCGGUGUAGACCCAUUUCUUCUUUGCGGCUUUGGGACGCGAGUGACAACCGCUCCGAGAGGCUGAGCAGAGAAGCACAACCUUUUUGGACUGCCAGUGUCGUCUGCAAAACGUCGUCCACUGCGCGUCGUCUGCUCUCGUUCGCCGCUCGCCCUGAGUGUAGCCGACGUUAAUAGUUCGUUUGUGUGAUCCGAGGAACAAAAAAAAGAACAGACGCGUGCGGCAUAAGGAAACAUGGGCGUCACAGUCGAUCCGGCAUUUCAAGGAGUCGGGAUGCAGCCCGGCCUGACAAUUUGGAGGAUCGAGAAGCUAGAAGUGAAGCCUGUCGACCCCAAGAUGUACGGAAGUUUCUACUCGGGAGACUCGUACAUUGUCCUCCACACGAAGCAAGCCAAGAGCGGCCGACUCGAGUGGAACAUCCACUUCUGGCUGGGACGAGACACAUCGCAGGACGAAUACACGGUCGCCGCCAUCAAGAGCGUGGAGCUGGACGACUCGCUGGGCGGCGCUCCCGUGCAGCACCGUGAGGUGCAGGACCACGAGUCGGACCUCUUCCUGUCGUACUUCAAGACCGGCAUCAGGUACCUCGAAGGCGGCAUUGAGUCCGGCCUGCAGAGCGUGGACAAGACGGUGCAGAAGCGGCUCUUCCAGGUCAAAGGGCGCCGCAAUAUCCGCGUGGGACAGGUGCCUCUGGAGGCCAGCUCGCUGAACCACGGUGACUGCUUCGUGCUCGACUGCCGCGACAACGUGUACGUCUUCGUGGGUCACCGAAGCGGUGGUCAUGAGCGGGUCAAGGCCAUACAGGUGGCCACGGGAAUACGCGACGAUGUCCACGGCGGCCGAAGCAAGAUCGGCAUACUCGACGAGCACAGCUGCGAGGCCGAGGUGAAUAAAUUCUUCGAGGAGCUCGGCUCCGGCUCGCCCGCGGACGUCAAGGAUGCCGCCGAGGGGGGCGACGACGUUGAACACGAACGCUCCAGCGACACCGAGGUCUCGCUCCACAGGAUUUCGGACGCCGAUGGUGAACUCAAAGUGGAAAAGGUCGGUGACAAACCGCUGGCUCAUACGCUCCUGGACCCCAACGACUGCUUCCUUCUGGACGGCGGCAUGUCCGGCGUCUUUGUCUGGGUCGGCAAAGGGGCGAGCACCAAGGAGCGCAAGGAGUCCAUGCUCCUGGCUCAGAAAUAUCUCAAAUACCGAGGCUACCCGGAAUGGUGCCAAGUGACGCGCGUCAUCUGCGGCGCCGAGCCGCCCAUUUUCAAGCAGUACUUCGCCUCCUGGAAGCAAGAGCAAAGCGCCAUCUUCGGCAGGAAGGGUGCGCUCAAUCGCAUCGCCGAGAUGGACAAGACAUUCAACGUGAGUGAAUUGCACCGCGAGAAACGGCGCCUCUUGACCAAGAACCUGGGCAACGCAUGCAGUUUCAUGCCUGACGACGGCUCUGGGUCAAUGGAGAUCUUUCGCGUGGAGAACUUCGAGCUGGCACCCGUAGACCCGGCAAUCUACGGUUUCUUUUUCGGCGGGGAUAGCUACGUCAUCAAGUACACCUACAAAAAGGGCUACAGCGAGCGCUACGUCAUCUACUUUUGGCAGGGAAACGAGAGCAGCCAAGACGAAAAGGCUGCCUCCGCGAUCUGGGCCGUGAAGAUGGACAAUGAUCUCUGUGGAAAGGCCAUUCAGGUGCGCGUGGUUCAGGGCCACGAGCCGGAGCACUUCCUGCGCAUGUUCAAGGGGCGCAUGAUCAUCUUCAGCGGAGGACACGCCAGCGGGUUCCGCAACCUCAGGGACCACGACACCUACGACGUCGACGGGACGCGCAUGUUCCACGUCAAGGGAACCUCGGACGUCGACGUCCGAGCAGUCCAGGCAAAUGAAGUGGCGGCGUCCUUGAAUUCCGAGGACGUCUUCGUGCUAGAGACACCGAAGACAACUUUCCUAUGGCUGGGAGAGUUCGCCGACCCGUCGGAGAUUGCCAUGGGCUACAAUGUGGCGAAGCUGGUUUCGCCAGAUAGGCAGGCGGUGGAGCUGAAAGAAGGAUCGGAGCCGGAAGAAUUCUGGAAGUCGAUCGGCGGCAAGGGCGAGUACAAGAAGGGACACCAGGAGGUGCACAACCCGCUGCUCGAACCCCGGCUGUUCAAGUGCUCCACGGCCACCGGAAGGCUGCGCGUCAUCGAGAUCUGCAACUUCACCCAGGAGGAUCUGGACGUGAACGACGUCAUGAUGUUGGACAGCGGCGAGGAAAUUUACAUCUGGAUCGGCAGAGGCUCCACUGAGGAGGAGCGGACCAAGUCGCUCGAGGUGGCCAUGGAGUACGUGAAGACGGACCCAACAGAGCGAGAUCCCAACAGCACUGCCAUCAUCACCGUAAACCAGGCGCAAGAGCCGGAUGCAUUCACGGCACUCUUCGACCACUGGGACGCCAACCUGUGGGAGGAGCACCACAGCCGACGCGUGGAGGUGAAAACGGAAGAAAACAUUCCCACCUACGAGGAGCUUAAGCGCCAAGUGACCCGACUCUGAGCCUCGGGUGCCGACGGAAGCCGCCGCCCGGAGCUUCGCCCAAGCGACGCCUUUCGCUGCACCUGUUGGGCAGCGAGAGACAAAGCUGUCCGUGCCCGCUCGGUGCCGAACGGUCCGCGUCGCUCACUCCUCCCUGCACUCUGCACUUUUCCCCCUUCUUUGUUUUUUUUCUUUUCUUUUUCUAUUCUUUUUUUCAGAGUCACAUCCGACAGGCGACUUUUGCCGUCCAAGAAGGCCGUUGCCCUUCGCACCGAGUCAGUGCUAUCGAGAAUGAGUACGUCCGCAGAUCCCACAACCACGUCAAAAGCCAGUUCGCUAACUUCUCGAAAUACUUGAAUUGUGAGCACAUGUUAAAGGGGACCAUAUGAUUCGCAGGUGAGCAUAAAUUAACAGGCUUCGCCAGUUGGUGUGCCUUGUCUAACAAACCCGGCGCCAAGUAAAGGCGACAACGUCUCCUAAAUACAUUAUAACAAAAUAAAGAAGACGAAUAAGAGCGUGCGGAGAGUUGCAGGUAGACAUAGCUAAACAGAAGUGAUGGCUUUCGUGUGGAAUUACCAGGAGUUUUCGAGGUGUAUAGGGCAGUGGCUCCUUCAGGCGUGGCCUCUGUAAUCGCCUGCACGCAGUAUUUUGGAGGCCAUUACUAAGGGUAAGAAAUUGGGCGCAAUUUCACAUGCAGCGCUGAUAUCGCCGCUGGUUCUUACCGGCAGUGCAAAACAACGCUUCCUCACGGUUCAAAUCGAGUCACUGCAGUUUUCGACCUCGCGCCUACUUGAUAAGCCACGGCUUGAAUUUUGAGUGCAGUUUUGUACUGAGCAUUGAAAAGCUUUUGUUUCGAGCAAAUUUUUAGUGUAAAGUAUAUUGUGUCCUUAACGCAUCCUGAGAGAAUGAACAGCGUGAGGUCUUCUUUUUUUUUUUUGUCCUGCGAAUCGAAGUGGGGCUGCGGACGUGUAGCGUACUUACGAAACCAUAUCUUUCUUUGCGCAAUGUGAUUGCCAGUCAAAUGCAACAGCCUAUAUUAUGUUACGUUUCCGAACAAAACAAAUCUCACCGCCUUUGCAAGCUCUGCCGCCGUCUUUCGCGUGCGCUAGUAUAUUUACCUUUGCGCUGUGUGUAUGAUGAAGAGCACUUUGAAUGAGCUGCGACGUUCUGUGUGGCAUUCUGCAAGAUACAUAAGCUCUUUUGAUGCACUUGUGUAUUAUUCAGAGUGCCGACGUAAAUUAUGUGACAAGCGCAAAUGUGUUAUUUUAGUAUGCUUUGUACUUUUUUUCAAUUUUUAUUAAGAAAUAAAGCAUUGAAUGUUA